GUAAAUAGACUAGAAGAGAAAAGAAAAGAAAAGAAAAAAAAAAAAAAAAAAACAGUGUUUAAUAUGGUGUUUACGAUAAUUCAAGAAAUUAAAAGUAAAAAGAUAUAAAUUUCACCUAAUUGACGUACAGUCCUUCGUUGUAUAAGGUAUCGAGAGAAACUUUGUUUCAAAACUUUUUUAUAAUCCACUAUACACAAACAAAUUAUGCAGUAAUAACUUAAUUGCCACCAACAUUAUAGAAAACUUUUAAUUUGAAAAUAAACUGAGAAAAAAUUAUAAACAAAACUCUGUAUAUAAGUUUGCGUUAUACGUACUAUAUAAAAAUAUUUGAGACGACACUAAGGGACACAUAACGUUCUGCGUUUAUUAACAACGCAUCAACAAUGAAUAUAUUGUAUCGUCCGAAAUUAAGUGAUGGCAAAUUGGUGCGUCUCUCUUGGCCGAUUGCCAUGUUUCGUUUAACUCAUAUAGUUUGUUGGCCUCUAGAGGACGAUGCACCCAGGUGGGCGUAUUUUUUUGACAGAUUUUGUUGGCUUUUGGCUUUUAUCAUAUUUGUGCUAACCAAUGACGCGGAACUUCGUUAUUUACGCUUUAAUAUGCAAAAUCUGGACGAACUAUUAAAUGGUGUACCAACAUAUUUAGUUCUAAUUGAAGCGCAUAUACGCGGCUUUACUUUGGGUUAUAGAAAAAAUAAAUUCAAAAAUUUAUUACGAAAAUUCUAUAGCGAUAUUUAUGUGGAUGAACAACAUCCUUCGUUAUACAAGAAGAUUCAGCCAAGGUUUUGGCCUCUUUACGUUUUCUCGAGCAUGUAUGUUGCAACAUUGAUUAAUUUUAUUGUAACGCCUCUCAUACUACUACUAAGCAGGGGUAGUCGUGAGUUAACAUUUAAAAUGAUACCGCCUUUCGAGUACAGAUCUCUCCCGAUUUACUUACCCUGCCUACUAAGUAAUAUUUGGAUAGGUUUCCUAGUUGUUUCAUUGUUUUCCGCUGAGCCAAAUAUCUUGGGUUUAGUCGUUUUACAUUUACACAGUCGUUAUCUACUUAUGAACGAGGAUUUACAAAAGAAAACUGCAAAUUUAUUAAAGAAUCCUAGUAAUAGUGAGAUCGCGCGAAGAUUUCGCAAAAUCGUUGUGGCAACGAUUAAUGAAAAUGAACGACUCAAUUUAUUCGCUCAAGAAAUACAAAACGAAUUUUCUUUUCGCAUAUUUAUUUUAUUUUCAUUCGCGGCAAUGUGUUUGUGUGCCGUGGCCUCUAAAGUUUACAUGAAUCCUUUGGGCAGUUUUGCUUACAUUUUCUGGAUGUUUGGUAAAAUUCAAGAACUUAUGAUAAUUGGUGAAUUGGGUUCCACCAUAAUAGCUACGACCGACGAAGUCAGCAGUGUGUACUACAAUUCCAAUUGGGAGUUUGUUAUAGCACGUUCCUCAGACUCCAGCGAAAAUGUACGACUAAUGAAACUGCUAACUAUGGCAAUCGCUUUGAAUCGGAAACCAUUCUAUUUAACUGGCUUAAAUUUCUUCACUGUUUCCUUAAAUACGGUGAUUAAGAUAUUACAAGGAGCAGGUUCAUAUUUUACUUGCUUGAUAUCAUUUCGUUAAAAUAAAAAAUAAAAAACUGUAUUAUAAACGCAUACGCAAAAUAAAGAGAUUAAUCUUCUUCUUUAUGCGUUAGGGAUAUUCACAUUGUAAAGUGUACGUUCGAGUAGCAGAUUGUAUUGCAAACAUAGUUACUUAUCGAUUUUUCUAUGAAAUCCUUUCACCUUGCCUGUAAGCAUUUGCCACAAAGCGUUUUCUCCCUGUGAAGGUAGAAGCAUCUUAAAACUGAAAUACAUAUAAUACAUACUUUUUGGAACUUUUGAUAAAAGCAAGAAAAGCAUGCGCUCGUUUUUCUCCUUAGUUCAAGGUCAAUACUACAAGUGAUGUUGAUGGUGAACUUGACGGAUGGCGAAAAUUGGACAAAAUACAGAAGUCGAAAAUCCAUGAUCAGGCGAAAAAAAACCAAUUGUCAGGAGAACCGUUAACAACUGCACAUAUAUAUUAUAUCUGGUCAACUGCGUGCGAUAGUUUGAUUGCUCCACCGAAAUGCUAUCAACACAGCAGGCGAAAUGUUCUACAAAUGAGAACGUGAUGGCUUUCCAACCCAUAUGCCAAAACUCGACCAGGAAACUUUAACAGCACUGAACAGGAGUUACCCUACAUUAUUCCAUCUGGUUACCAUUAGAUUCAAAGGAUGACUUCUUCUCUUCCAUUCUCCCUCAAAACACCGCUAAUACGGAAUUCAUGCCCCGCCUAAAACAUGAAAGAAGU
This is a messenger RNA of Glossina fuscipes, 2303 nucleotides long. Its product is annotated as odorant receptor 74a-like. Gene Ontology annotation, cellular component: plasma membrane. The record is from RefSeq and is a predicted model, not a curated record. Gene Ontology annotation, biological process: detection of chemical stimulus involved in sensory perception of smell; sensory perception of smell. Lineage: Eukaryota; Metazoa; Arthropoda; Insecta; Diptera; Glossinidae. Gene Ontology annotation, molecular function: olfactory receptor activity; odorant binding. The coding region runs from base 384 to 1595 and encodes 403 amino acids. The transcript has 5 exons.